Molecule: messenger RNA, 5735 nt
Organism: Amaranthus tricolor (Joseph's coat)
Lineage: Eukaryota; Viridiplantae; Streptophyta; Magnoliopsida; Caryophyllales; Amaranthaceae
Product: structural maintenance of chromosomes protein 6B
Exons: 28
Coding region: 2259-5429 (1056 amino acids)
Biological process (GO): double-strand break repair via homologous recombination
Cellular component (GO): Smc5-Smc6 complex; site of double-strand break; nucleus
Molecular function (GO): single-stranded DNA binding; damaged DNA binding
Source: RefSeq, a predicted model, not a curated record
GCCAAUGAUCGUCCCCGUCUGAGCAUCCUGCACAAUACAAUUAGUAGAGGUUAACAGCACAGUACAGUUUAAGUCCUUUGUUAGCUGACUGACCGACAAUAAUUUAUGAGACAAACUAGGAAUUAACAAGCAAUUUUUAAGAUGGAGAGAGGGAGAGAUAUUGACUGCUCCAGCAUUGGCAACCGGUACACAUGCCCCAUUAGCUGUCUGGAUGUGGGUUUUGUUAGUUGGAUGGGUGUAUAAAAGAUCAUUGGGGUCAAAUGUCAUCGUAUCGCUAGCCCCACAGUCAAAUAUCCAUUGAGAGUGUGUGUUAUGACUAAGAAGGCAUUUGGUAUGGCUGGGUUGUGGGCUAGAGGAGCAAAUGGGCCGGGGCUUGGAACUUGGGCCGAAAAAUAAAGGUUGGGAUGGGUGUGAGGUGAGUGUUAGGGUUUUCUGGUUAUAAAAGGGAGGUUGGGGGUCUUUGGGAUAAUUGGGCGUCCCUUUCCCUUCCCUUUUGCUGACGGUUGUUGCUCUUCUCUCUCCUCUUUCUUCCCACUUCUGAUUCUCACUAAUUUUGGCUCUAUGCUCUGAGGUUACCGUUGCUUCUCCUUCCCCUGUGCUCCAUCCUUCUAAUUCACCUGAUUUUUGACAUGAUGUCGGUGGAUCGGCAGUACUGAGGUUAGCCUUGCCGCCGGUCCGACUUGCCGGUGCCUUGGUGGCGGCUCUCCUUUUCUGUAGAUCGUCCCACCACUCGGGGUAUCCCACAAGUUUGAAGCACCCCUCCUUUGUAUGCCUGGAACCACCACAGUGAGUGCAUCGGAGUUUUCUCCUGUCAUCCUAUCGAAAGUCAUUGGAUUUGGCAUUCUCCUAUCGAUUUCUUUCCAUAGCGUGUUGAGUUUACCGUAGUAAACCUCAAUAGUGUCGUUGUUUUGCUUCAAUGUUGCUGCCUUUGAACUCAAAUCGAAGAUUUGCAAUUCGUCCUUACCACAUCCUAGGAGACUUUCGAUCCCUUGCCAUAGGUUGUGUGCUGUUGUAUAGUCUAGGAAUUGAUUUACAAUAUCUCCAUCUAUGUUCUCGAUUAUCCACGCUAUGACCAUGGCAUCUUGUUGUUCCCAUUGGGAAUAGUUGGGGUCUGAUGGUUGCGGGGGUCCGGCAGUGAUGUGACUGAGUUGCCCCCGACCUCCAAUUGCUACAUGCAUUAACUUGCACCAUUUUGUAUAAUUGUGGUAUGUUAGUUUUUCUGAAAUUUUGAGUGAUGUUGGAUUUUCGGUUUAAUUGGUUAUUUUGUUGAGUUUCUGAAACAUCUGAAACAUCUGUUCCAUCUGUUCCAAAGACAUUAGUGUUUGGUGGGUUUGUUCUUCUGAUGAAUCGGCCAUUUGUAGGUAAGAACCGGUAGAUGAUGAGUCCUUCCCGGAUCUAAACCCUAAGGCUCUGAUACCAUGAAGAAUUAAUAAUUUCUGGAAUUUCGUUUGAAAGAUACUGUUUUUUCUUCUUGUUUAUUACUUAGAAUCAUAUUCUAUAUAUACAUGAGCAUUUAUCAAUUAGUAACUAACACAAAGUAACUGCCUAGUAACUGCAAUAUAAAUGUAACUGCCUAGUAUAGUGUAACUGCAAUGUAAAUGUAACUGCAAUGUAUAUAAUGUAACUGCACUUCAAUAAAACUGAGUCAAACUCGAUCGAUAACAAAUCGUACUGCUUUAAAUUGUUUUCAUGUUAGCAUUUUGAGCUCCAUGUUAGCAUUAUAAAUUAUUCGUCAUCAUUUUUAGCCAGGACUUAUUACAAAACAAAAUUAUCAUAUUUAUAUAUUUUGAAACUAAUUUAUUGAUAAGGAAAAAAAUUAAAAGCCAACAACCCGUUCAAUAUACCAAAAUUCGCCUCACACAACAUGAUCCAAAACAGAACUAAUUCGAACUAAAAUUAAUCCAACUCAAAUCUAAUUCGAAAAUAAUCCAACUCAAAACUCGCUCGAUCUACCGUUUUGACGGAUCUAGUCUCAUACAAACUUGUUGAAUAAGAUAGAAUAUUUGAACUCUUCAAAAAAUCCAAAAUUCCAAAUAACCCAACAAGGAAAAGGAACAACAAAACCCAGAUCCGACUAGCCACAACCGUAUCCUUCAAUUCCCGCCAAAAUGCUAUAAUACUCAAAAGCACUUUUCUUUCCACUCCAAUAAACUGCAAUUUUCCAUAAGAAACCCCAAAAUCCCCAAAAUCUAGGGUUUUCCAAUCAUCGAAAACAUAGGAAGCUCCUUCUCAUUAGUGGAAGAAUCGACGUUGUAUAAAUGGCAGAUGCCGAUAAUCCGGUAACGUUUUCUCAUCGAUCAAUCACCGCUGGCACAAUUCGCCGGAUAAAAUUGGAGAAUUUCAUGUGUCACAGUCAUUUAGCUAUCGAAUUCGGUGAUUAUAUCAAUUUUAUCACCGGCCAAAAUGGGAGUGGAAAAAGUGCGAUUUUGACUGCACUAUGUGUUGCAUUUGGUUCUAGAGCAAAGGCUACUAAUCGUGCUGCAACUCUAAAAGAUUUUAUUAAGACUGGCUGCAGUUACGCUUCCGUGCAAGUGGUAUUAAAGAAUGAGGGAGUAGAUGCUUUCAAACUAGAAUCUUAUGGUGAAAGCAUAAUUAUUGAGCGUCGGAUUACUGAAUCGUCAAGUACUCUUACGCUAAAGGAUCAACAAGGAAGAAAGGUAUCCAACAAGAAAGAUGAGCUCCAAGAACUUGUGGAGCAUUUUAACAUUGAUGUUGAAAACCCAUGUGUAAUUAUGAGUCAAGACAAAAGUAGGGAAUUUCUACAGUCUGGAAAUGCCAAAGACAAGUUUAAGUUCUUUUUCAAGGCAACUCUGCUCCAGCAAGUGAAUGAUCUAUUACUUGGAAUCGAACAAGUUUUGGAAACUGCUAAUGAGUUAGUCCAAGAAUUGGAAAGAUCAAUUGAACCUGUUAUCAGGGAACUUAAUGAUUUGCAAGAGAAGAUUAAAAACACGGAGCAUGUAGAAGAAUUAUCAGAAAAGGUUAAAGAGAUGAAGCUUAAACUUGCUUGGUCAUGGGUUUAUGACGUAGAUAAAGAGAUACUGAAGCAAAGCAGAGAGGUUGACAGGCGGAAAUUGCGACGUUCUCGAUGCCAAGCAGAAAUAGAUCAAAGACUUGAGGCAAUUGGAAUCUUGAAAAAAACUCAUUCUGAGAUGAAAAGUCGUUAUGAGGACAUGAUUAAAAAGAAGUCCGAAGGGGACAACUGGAAGGUUGAUUUGCAGGAGAAAUAUACUAUAGCAACAAGGACUAUGAGAGAAAUAGAGCAAGAACAUCAUCAGAGAAAGAGUUAUAUCCAGAAGUUGAUGAAUCAUUUGAGGUCCCUUGAACAACAAGUUCAUGAUAUCGAGGAACAAAAUUUGCAGAACACUCAGGCUGAAGAAUCUGAGAUGCAGGAGAAGCUGAAAACACUUCAGGAUGAAGUUAAUUCUGUUGAUGCCCUGUUGACAAGCUUGAAGGAUGAAGAGAACGCCUUGAUAGAAAGCAUGUAUUCAAGAAGAGAUGAAAUAAGAAAGAUAGGUGAUGAGCUUGACGAAUAUGAAAGAAAGUGGCGUGAUCUUAACUCUCGUGUUCGUGAACUUAAGCGCAAUCAAACAAACAAGGUUACUGCUUUUGGUGGAGAAAAAGUCAUUCAGCUUUUGCGUAUAAUUGAAUCACGCCAUCAUGAAUUUCAAAGACCUCCCAUUGGUCCUAUAGGUUCCCAUGUGACUCUGACUCAAGGAAAUGUAUGGGCUUUUGCUGUUGAAAAUGCUAUUGGGAAGAUUCUAAAUGCUUUCAUCGUGACAAAUGUCAAAGAUUCACAUUUACUGAGGGCUUGUGCCCGUCAAGUGCAUUAUGAUCACCUUCAUAUCGUCAUAUACAAUUUUUCAAUACCCAGGUACAACAUUCCGCUUAACCAACUUCCGCAAACACGGCACCCUACUACCCUUUCUGUUUUACACUCAGAUAACGCUACAGUUAUAAACGUAUUGGUGGAUAAGGGUAAUGCAGAGCGGCAAGUCCUUGUGAAGGACUAUGAGACAGCUAAAACUGUUGCUUUUGAGGACAGAGUUUCAAACUUGAAAGAGGUGUACACUGCUGAAGGCUAUAGAAUGUUUUCUCGUGGAUCAGUUCAAACUGUCCUUCCUCCCAAUAGAAACGCUAGAACUGGACGGCUUUGUAAUUCGUAUGAUGACCAAAUCAAGGAUCUUGAAAGAGAUGCAGCAUACAUGCAAGAACAAUCUCAAAAAACUCGCCAAAAAAAAAGAGCUGCAGAGGAAGAGGUACAAGAUCUGCAAGAUAAGCUACAAAAUGUCAAGAGGAGAUGCCAAACUGCGGAGCGGGAACUGUCAUCCAAGAAGUUUGCCAUUGAUGAUUUGAAGCGUGCAUGGGCAGCUGAAGCUGGUGGUCUUAAUGCUUCUUCCGUGGAUGAGCUACGUGAAGAUAUGUUGAGAACCCAAGCUGAAAUACAAGAAAAGGAAAUCAUGCUGAACGAACUGCAUGUGCAGUUGAAUGAAAGUCGAGAAAAAGUUAGCAAAUUGAAAGCAGAUCUAAAGAAUUUGCAUGAAUCUGUAAAUGAGGACAUUCAUGCUCUCGAUGAAGCUGAAAAAGAGUUUGAAGCUAUUGCAGCAAAGUUAGAUGCUGUAGAGGGGGAGCAAACAUAUUAUCAGGAGUAUCUAAAUCAGAAUAUUUUACCUGCCAUUGAAGAGGCAGAAGCAAAACUUCAGCAGCUUGAACAGAAGCGCAAAGAUAGUUAUGAAAAAGCAUCUUACAUGUGCCCUGAGAAUGAGAUUGAAGCUAUAGGAGGCUGUAAAGAGAACACCCCAGAGCAGCUUAGUGCUCAGCUGACCCGAAUGAUUCAAAGGCUCGAGCAUGCUAGGGACAAAUAUACAGAAUCCGUUGAUGACCUACGUACACUAUAUGAGAAGAAGCAUCGUAAAAUUCAGACAAAGCAAAGGACGUACGAAAACUUUCGAAAGCAGCUACAGGAUGCCCAAAGAGCUUUAAAAUCACGAAAAGAUAAAUUUGAUCGGAAUGCUUCUCUACUGAGGCGCUCAUUGACAUGGAACUUUAAUGGAAAUCUGGCUAAAAAAGGAAUUAGUGGCAAGAUAGUUGUGAACUAUGAACAGAAGACCCUCAGCAUUGAGGUUAAGAUGCCACAGGAUGCUUCAACCACUGCCGUUCAAGAUACUAGAGGACUUUCAGGAGGUGAACGUUCUUUCUCAACAUUGUGCUUCGCAUUAGCUCUCCAUCAGAUGACGGAAGCCCCUUUCCGAGCGAUGGAUGAAUUUGAUGUAUUUAUGGAUGCUGUCAGCCGUAAAAUUAGUUUGGACACCUUGGUUGAUUUUGCAUUAUCACAUGGAUCACAGUGGGUAUUCAUCACUCCUCACGAUAUCAGUAUGGUGAAACAAGAUGAGAGAGUUAAAAAGCAACAGAUGGCUGCGCCUCGCUCCUAAUCUCGCUCAGCCUAUAUGCUACACAUUUCUUGAACGUUUUGCAAGUCCCUGAGUUUCUUCCUAAUCAACUCAUGACUACAUAUGAUAUUUAUGAACAAAUUUAUGUAAUCUAUAGUUGUGAAUAGUCUACUUUGCAUUCAUCUUAAACUUUCUUACACAAUCCUAUUUCGGAUUCCAUGGGGCUUGACGUACCAAAUUUGUAAUUAUUUCUUAUUUAUCAUUUUCAACCAAGGUUGCAGAGUUUGUGUUGAAAAACUGGAUUUACAUUUUUAACACAGUAUAUUGGUUUUUACUCACGUAAGACAU